This is a messenger RNA of Drosophila sulfurigaster albostrigata, 5077 nucleotides long. Its product is annotated as hornerin. Bases 1107 to 3566 code for a protein of 819 amino acids. NCBI's taxonomy places the organism in Eukaryota, Metazoa, Arthropoda, Insecta, Diptera, Drosophilidae. The transcript has 6 exons. The record is from RefSeq and is a predicted model, not a curated record.
GCAAAGCCGAACGAGGCGGUCGUGUGAAACGGACGCGGUGCGGUUAUUGAAAAAAGAAGUUUCCCAAAAAGUGAGAGAGAGUUAGUUGUUGAUGUGAAAGAUUCUCAUAUCGUUCUUUUUGUUUUUUUGUUUUGUACACACGCAACGAAACUGAAUUCGAAUUCGUCGUCGGUGCAAUUGUAAUAAAUGCCGGUCUCGCUGCUGUCCAUGUAAAAACCGGUUUAUUCUGCCGCGACGCCUUUUUUUUCGUCCCAACUGCAGCAGCAGCAGCAGCAACAACACCAACAACCACAAAGAAAAGAAAUUCAUUUAUUUACACAUUUUCGGACCGUCUGCGAGUGUGUUUGUGAAAGUGUAUGUGUGUGCGUUGACUCCCACGCCAAGGAUCGCUAGCGAUAUAUUGAAAGAAUCGAAUCGAAAUCUAAAAUCAAAAUCAACAAAAUCGCGCAUCGUUUAAUCGGUAAAAAGAUCCACAAAUAUUUUUUUCUGGUGUGUGUGUGUUUUUUCUAAAUGAAAUUGCCAGUGUAAAAAAAAAAAUCAAAUCAAGAGUCAAAAAGUUGAAGCAAGGCAAAAGCCAAAAGCAAAAAGCGCAUAAAAAAAAAAAUUAAAUUGCAAAUCAAGAAGUCAAGUUUGUAAAAGAAAAAUAAAGAGAGCAAAGAGUCAAAUGCAAAUAUAACAAAUGCAAAACAUGUGAAUUACAAAAACACAAACAGACCAAGUAAACGAAACAACAAAAGAAAAAAAAACAACAAACAAAUAGGAGUGUGAAUUAAAAGUAAAGGCAAAAAGUACCAGAAAUCAAACACAACAACAGCAAGGAAGAAGCACGCACGCACAAAACGAAAAGAAAAGAGUGUGGCUUAAAGCAGCUUAAAGUGUUUUGUUUGAGCUCACAUAUUUCCAUAUUCAUAAACAGUCAAAGGACAAGAAGCAGCAGCAGGACUCUCAACUCAAAUCGCAAAACUUGGCUUUUCAGCUAGUUGAUGAUGCGCUUCUUUGUCAGCGCUUGAGUAUCGCGAGUGUCGUUAGUGUAACCGAUACCGGAAUACCUGAGUGUCCCCAUCAUCAUCAACAGCAGCAGCAGCAGCAGCAGCAGCAGCAGCAACAUGUAUCCGGCCAGCGCCAGCAGCAAUGCCGCCGCCGCCGCUGCCGCAACCAAGUUCCAGAACCGUUGUGUGUCGCCGCAAUUCGCCAGCUUUGCGCCGCCACCGCCCUCCGAUUAUCCGCCGCCUCAGCAACAACAACAACAGCAGCAGCAGCAACAGUUGCUGUCGGGACAAACCACCGCGGUGGCUGUGCACAGUGCACCGGGACACGGCUCGAUGCGACAUCUGCAGCGCAACCAGGCGCUGACCAUGAGUGGCCACGGACAUGGGCAUGGCCAUCCGGGACAUCCAGGUCAUGGUCAUGCCUCACAUGGACAUGGCAUCAAUAUGGGCAUGAAUAUGGCCAUGGGCAUGGGACAUGGCGCCGCCACAUUGGGACAUCACCAUCAGGGUGGCCAUCGCGGCGAUCUCAUAUUCCCCGAUGACAUGGAUAGCAUUGAGUUCUGCAUGCCAGCACCGCCAUCGUCCUCGUCCUCAUCGUCACAGCAAAACGGGGAGCUGCUCCUGCUCCAAGGCAGCCACGGGGAGGCAUUCACGGAGCGACGACGUCGUGGCCACAGUCGACGCAGCAAUCACAAGAUGGAUGUGGAGCAGCAAGUGAAAUGGUCGCGCAAGAACAUCGCCGCCACUAUGGAGCGCUUUGAGCCCACCACGAACACACAGUCGUCGUCGUCGACCUCCUCGCUGGACUAUGGCUUCGCCGCCGGCGUCAUGACGCCCAGCAGCAGCAGUGCCACGCCCUCGCACGGCGCUGGCUCCGGCUCGUUGGGCAUGUCCUCGACACCCUCGCUGCACGUUGCCUUCAACGGCGGAGGCGGCGCAGCUGGCGGCAGCAGCACAGCCAGCGGAAGCGGCGGCGGAGGAGGAGGAGGAGCAGCAGCAGCUGCAGCCGGAGCACCAUUCAAUCAUGUGUAUUCGUAUGCUUACUACGAACCCGGGGCAGCCAAAUGCCAUACGAAUGUGCCCGCCCAGGGCAACGGUCACCAUCACAAUAACCAUCACCAUCAACAGCAGCAGCCGCAGCCGCAUCCGCACUCGAAGAGUCCGCCACGCAACUCGAUACGCGCACUGCUGGCGAAGAGUUUUCGCUCAAAGUCAUCGUCGCACAGCGGCCAAUCGACAUCGUCGUCGCCCAGCGCCGAGGAGCGGGAUCGUCACACGUACACCACACGCUACGGCACCACCGAGAAUCUGUACGAGGAGGUCAGCGAUCAAAAGAUACGCAAGGUGCUAUCCGACAAUCGGAUCGCCAGCUCCGGUUCGGGCAAUGUCAAGGAGGAGCUGCGUCGUGUGCAGCACAAUCACUUCCGGGUGCUCGACGAAUUGAAUCUGUCGCUGGAGGCCCUGAUCAUGCCGCCCACGCCGCCCGACAUCAGUCCCAGCCACGGCGGACCGGCCAGCGCCAGCGCAAGUUCCAGCGAUGUGCAGCACGAGGCGCCAACCACAAGUCACAGCAGCGGCAGCGGCAGUGGCAGUGGAAGUGGCAGCAACAGCGGCUUUGGCAUGGGAAUGGGCAUGAGCAUAGGAAUGGGAAUGGGGGGCAUGGGUGGCAUGACUGGCAUGGGUGGCAUGACUGGCAUGGGUGGCAUGACUGGCAUGGGUGGCAUGGGUGCCAUGGGCAACAGCUCGUCGUCGUCGUCAUCGUCCGCACAGGCGGCCAAGAAUCAAGUGCUGGCCACAGGCCAGCGGCCACGUCGCGGCGGUUUGCUGGGCGGUGCGGCGACAAGUGCCGCAUCCAAUUCGAGCUCGGCAUCGCAUGCCAGCCUGGAGAAUCUGUCGAGCACAUUGAACAGCAUGGAGCUGAAGGAUCAUGCGCACAGCAGCUGCAUCAAUCCGGAGUUCGAUGAGGGCGACCUGGACAGCGGCUUCAGUGGCAGCGGCAGCAGUAGUGGCGCCAGCUACAAUGAGAGUCUGCGCUACUAUAAAACGGGCACGCCCACCAGCCACAGCCACAGCCAUAAUCACCACAGCCAUAGUCAGAGCCAGAGCCAGAGUCACAAUAACAACAAUGGAGGAGGCGGAGGCGGUGGAAGCAACAGCAACAAUAAUAAUCACAUUCACACACUGCCGCACAAUCUGAAUCGCAGCUGUCGAUCCUCGACCGCAUCGGGCACAUCCACAUCGAAGAGCAGCAUGGCCAGCUGUGGCGAGGAUCAGGGCAUUGCUGGCAUGGGUCUGGGUGGCAUCGGUGGCAUGGCAGGCAUGCCGAUGGGCGGUAUGCCCAUGACCAUGACUCCAGGCAUAGCCAUGAACAUGGCCAUGGUCGGUGCCCUGCCGGAGUCGGCGGCGUCCGUCUCCCCCUUCAACUAUCAGCGUCGAUGCUCGGCGGAUCAGCAGCGGGCCUCGGGACGCUCGAUGGCCUCGACUGCGGGAUCUGGUUCCGGAAAUGGAGCUGUGGCCGUUGCUGCCAUGGCGACUGGCGCGAAACCCAAAAAGAAUUUCUGGACCAUGAAACCGUGAUGCUACAAAAAGGCCCUGCGACACAUUUGCAAGAAAUGGAGCAUUGUUAUGGAAUACAAUACAAAGACUGCCUCAUGCCAUGCCAUCCACUACUAUCAACCGCAUCAGCAUCCACAUACGCAUUCGCAUUCACAUUCGCAUCAGCAUCAGCAUCAACAUCAGCAGCAUCAGCAUCAGCGUUAUCGGCAACCACACAAGUACCACAACAGCAACAUCAUCAGCAAUAGCAACAGCAACAACAGCAUCACAAGCAGCAGCAGCAGCAACAACAGCGGCAAAAGCAAUUUCAGCCACAAACAGGCGAAGCAGCAAAAGCAACGCUUUGGUCACACUGGCCACCACAGUCGCCACUAUAAGUAUGAUGCCAUCGAGGAGUGCUGCCGUCCGAUCUUUCACGAGCAUUAUGGUUCGUUUGCGGACAUGUUGUGAGUGCGAAUCGAGCGAUGGAAGCGGAACGCAAGGUACCUACCACAGACUAACUACAAAGUGUUAUACACCCAAGACGAUAACGAUAACGAUACCGAUAGCGAUGAAUGCGAAUGCGAAUGCGAUACCGAUACCGAUUGAAAACGAUAGAUGGAGAAAUAUGGAUACUUAGGUAGUUCACUGCAGCUCGGCAUUUAAGAAUCAAGUAGUAAAUUUUAUGAAUAUUAAACGAUAAACGAUUUGAGUAUUGAAUAUAAAAUAUCGAUAUAUAUGUAUGUAGAUAUAUACUUAUAUCGAUAAUAAUACCAUAUAUAUCUGUAUGUAUGUGUGUGUAAUCUUUCGCAAAAUGUGCACAGAACAUGUUGAGUAUAUAUAUUCAAAAUAUAUGUAUUAACCAUUGAUAUCUGGCAGAUCGCUAUAUGGCACGCUAUACGUCUAUAUGCUAUAUAUUUAUUCAUGUACAUAAACAAUUGAUAACCAUACCCCAUAUAUUUAUACAUACAUAUACAUAACUAAUAACUAAUGUGAAAUGCGUUUUUUUUUUUUGAUGUGUUGGAGACUUGAGCUGAGAAUUGGAAUGGAAGUCGAGAGAAUUGUUAUGUAUAUCUAAAUAUAUAUAAAUAUAUUUUUUUUUUUUUUGUGAACUAGAUCUAAAAAGUAGAUUCGAUACAUGCAAAAAUACGAACGAAAUGAACGAGAAAUAUAUAUAUUAUAAAAUAUGGAAAUCAUAUUAUCUUACACAUUAAUAUAUAUGGGAUAUAUAUAUAUCGAUAAUCUUAAAAGUAUAUAUAUAUGAAAUAUAAAAACAUAUAAACAUUUUUUUUUUUAAUUUAUAAACUAGCAAUGCUUGUACAUAGAGAUAAACGAUGAAAUAUAUUGAUGGCAAACAUUUUAAUAAUAAAAAUAAAUACAUAUAUAUAUAUAUUAUAAAUGUUUUUUUUUUAUUAUAAAUAUUAUUAUUACUAUUACGAUAAUUACUUGGUUAAGCUUAAGCUCUGAGUGUUAAAUAAAAAUGUAAAUAAACUGGGCAUGUUAACAAUUUAAUUGACGUGCAGCCAACAGCAAAAAAAAAAACAAAAACAAAA